Messenger RNA from Melanotaenia boesemani (Boeseman's rainbowfish), 3447 nucleotides. RefSeq names its product procollagen C-endopeptidase enhancer a (gene pcolcea). The transcript is spliced from 9 exons. NCBI's taxonomy places the organism in Eukaryota, Metazoa, Chordata, Actinopteri, Atheriniformes, Melanotaeniidae. Bases 1013 to 2458 code for a protein of 481 amino acids. The record is from RefSeq and is a predicted model, not a curated record. Gene Ontology annotation, molecular function: protein binding.
UGGGACCAGCUCCUCACAAGCACCAAAACUAUUUAAGUCCUCGUCAUAACUAUUUCAUGAAAGCUGGGAUGCCCCAAACCCAUUUCUCCAUUAAAAGAAGAAGAAAAAGAAAAACAAAAGCUCCUUAACUAUGUGCUGCAUGUCACCAGCCAAUUUCUUUGUGGAAAUGUGGAUCACAAAAUUUUAACAGAGAAAGAAAACUCCCCCUUCUUGAAUGUUAUUAUUGCCUUGGUGGAUUGUGAGGGUAAAUGGAGACACUCUGACUAGAUGCUGUAGAACCACAAAAAAUCCCAGAAGUCAUGGAAAUAUGUUAAGAAAGGAGGAAACUUUUAUAGAUUUAGGACAGAUUAGAGCUUCCAACAUAUUUUCUGGGUAUUGUAUGCAUUUUUUAUACUAAAUGGCAAAGAUGUAUGAUUUUAUGGGGAGAAGCAUUUUGUUAGUAAAUUAAAGGUCUCACCUCUGGUCGACUGUGGAAUGCAAAGAUUUAUGACCCCUCUUGUUGAGAACCUGUAGAGCCUCAGGCUCUGCCUCCACCUGUGAGCCCUGUGUAAUGACCAGCCAGACACAGGAUGGAGUUAAUGGUCAUCUAAACCAUCUAAGUUUUCUAAUUUAACCAUAUAAAAAGCCAGACAGCUACUGUCAAGUGGUCCAAUCCUUACUGAACUUGAGUUCUUUAACCCUGAGCCUGUUUCUUAGAUAUCCCCUACUUAUACUCAAACUUGGAUUAUUUUAAGGAAAACAUCUGGCUCCAAUUAGAGUCUUUUUCUCCCUCCGUUCUUGUUCACGUCACCCCCCUUACGGCUCUAACUCACCACUGUCGUCGUUUCAGCAUCUUUGCCUGUCUCAAUCUAUUCCUGAAUUCCCCCUCUUUCUCAUUCCUCUCCACUCAUUCAUUCUCUCCGCCCCUCAUGAACAAACGACCUCCUCCUCCACUGUUUUUCUUACCUCUCAUGUCCUCAUACCAUCCUCCUCUUUUGCCAUAGUCUGCUUUGCUUUCUGUGCGUACUGAACCAUGAUGCAUGCAGGCUGCACCGGGGGGCUCCUCUUGUUCCUGUCUUUGACUUUAGGAUGGACCAAGGCUCAGCAGACCAGUAACAUCAAGCCUGUGUUCAACUGUGGAGGAGACCUGGUGGCAGAAUCUGGCUUUGUUGGCAGUGAGGGGUUCCCAAGCUUUUAUAAACCCAACAGCAAAUGCACCUGGCGCAUUACCGUCCCAGAGGGAAAUGUGGUCACAUUGGCUUUCCGGAUUUUUGACCUGGAGGCUGAUUCACAAUGUCGCUAUGAUUAUCUGGAUGUUUACAAUGGCCAUUCCAACUUAGUGCAAAAACUGGGUCGCUUCUGUGGAACAUUCCGGCCUGGCAAUCUUAUUUCUACCACAAACACCAUGACGCUGGAGAUGGUGACCGAUGGCGAGACCCAGAGCAGAGGAUUUGUAGCUUAUUUCAGUGGAACCAAACCCUAUAAUGACCAGGAGAUUUGUGGUGGAAAGAUGACAAAGUCCCAGGGUGAGAUCAUGACACCUAACUGGCCUGACAACAAAUACCCACCAGGAACGAGCUGCUCCUGGCUCCUCACUGUGGAGCCUGAUAUGGUAAUCCAGGUGACAUUUGAUAAGUUUGUCCUGGAGGUUGACACCUACUGUCGGUUUGAUUAUGUGGCAUUUUAUAACGGUGGAGAGAAGGAUGAUUCACGCCUGAUAGGAAAAUAUUGUGGUGACCGGACCCCACAACCCAUUAUUAGCAACGGAAAUGUGCUAUUGAUCCAGUUUGUGUCAGAUCUCAGUGUGCCAUCUGAUGGAUUCUUGGCCCACUAUACCACCAUUCCACAUGGUUCUCAGGCACCAACAAUAGACUCCGACAGGAGAUCAAUCUUCUCAGAAUCUUCUGCCAAGCCUGCUGAACCCAAACAUCCUUCUGUCACUGCACCACCACCCAUCCCCACCACCAAACAUGUGCCGCCUCCUGCCCUGAAUCCCACCGAGAGACCCAAACCAGUCAAGCCCACAAGAGGCCGAGGUAAAGGCCCCACAGGUCAGGAUGAGAGAGUGACUGUGCCAAGGCAGAAUGGAAAGAGGCCUGUUUCUCAAAAUCCACUGUGUGCAAAAGCCUGUAAAAGAGAUGGAAACAUUAAGACCAGUUUCUGUUCCAGUGAGUUUGUGAUAACUGGGAAGGUUACUUCUAUGUCCCCUGGGCCCAGAGGCUCCCUUUCUAUAAAUGUCUCCCUCAUUAAAGCCUACAAGGCAGGUCAGCUAACAAUCACACAAGUUGGAGAGACCAUGGCGGUGAAGCUGGUGUCACAGUGCAAAAAGUGCCCAAUGCUCCGCAGAGGAUUCAACUACAUCAUCAUGGGUCAGGUGGAUGAAGAUGGACGUGGUUCCUUGCAACCGGGUGCAUUCACAGCUCCAUAUAAAGCCCCACACCACAAAUUACUGAUGAAUAUCAACAACCAGCCUUGUUAGCCUCAUAAAAGCCAAGAAAUUACAGCCUCACGUCACAUAUGAAUCCAGGCAUUUUAAUGUGAGCUAUGGAUCUAUUAAUGCACAAUUUUACAGUAAAACAUAACUUCAUUUUUUUACCCAGUUUUAAAGCAAUGACAUUGUUUUAGUCAAAAACCUGCCAAACCUUGUGUUUGUAAUUUAUAUCUAAAUAAAGGUUUUAUAUUUCCUUGAAAAGUUCUGACUGCAAACUUAUUACAGUGAUGACUCUGACUCCACCUUGUGGAUCUGGAGAGUAACAGCACAAGUGCCGAAAACUGAUUAUAACCUUUAAAUAAGCUGAAGAUCCACCUCAAUGGUUGGUCUUCGGUUUUGAUUGGAGUGUAAUAUGGAGUGAAUGUGAAUGAAAUAUCUACCAGGUAUAACUACAAAAGAGAGAGAGAGAAAUCAAUAUUGUUCUUAAUUUGGCUCCUUAUUUAAUGUGUUUCUUGUCUAUCAUGACCUGCCAUGUGUGCAGAAUCAGUUGUGAUGUCAUAUAUCUAAUGACAUACUCUACAUAUAUGUAAAGAGUCAUGUGUUUAUAAUAACACAUUAAACAUAACUACUUAUAAUAUAAUAACCAUGUAAAUGUUUGAAUUUUGAAUAAUAGUUUUAUCUUCCAAUUUGUAACAGAAAUACCUGAAGAUGUGCCUCAAGUGUUUUCUUCUUCAUCCUCUUUUUUUAAUCCCUCUUCUUUUUCUAACAUUCUUCAUGAUAGUCUUACCUCUCUUUUUGUCAAACUUAACGACACAUGAAAAAAAUGUUAAAAAAAUGUCCGAUUGUUUUAAUAUGAGGUUUUCAUUCUGCCCUUUUUGGGGGAUAUUUACCAUUUAUUAUCAUGUGAUAUCUCAAAAUGAUUGUAGUGUGGUUUUCUGCUUCCUGGUAUCUAUUAGGGGACAAAACCCAAGUAUCAGAUUGUGUUCAACAGGGUUUUGAGCAAAGUUUUUACCAUAAAGUGAUGCAAAAUGUCUCAG